AUAGUAACUACUGACGAAAUAUCCAAUCAAAUAGUAACUACUGAAGAAAUAUCCAAUCAAAUAUUAUCAACUGAAGAAAUAUUCAAUCAAAUAGUAACUACUGACGAAAUAUCCAAUCAAAUAGUAACUACUGACGAAAUAUCCAAUCAAAUAUUAUCUACUGACGAAAUAUUCAAUCAAAUAGUAACUACUGACGAAAUAUCCAAUCAAAUAUUAUCUACUGACGAAAUAUUCAAUCAAAUAGUAACUACUGACGAAAUAUCCAAUCAAAUAGUAACUACUGACGAAAUAUUGAAUCAAAUAGUAACUAUUGACGAAAUAUUCAACCAAAUAUUAACUACUGACGAC
This is a messenger RNA of Lottia gigantea (owl limpet), 348 nucleotides long. RefSeq lists its product as hypothetical. Lineage: Eukaryota; Metazoa; Mollusca; Gastropoda; Lottiidae. The annotation marks the transcript as partial. The transcript has a single exon. The record is from RefSeq and is a predicted model, not a curated record.